AUAAAUAGCUCUUUUAAUUAUUAAGCUAUAAACCUAUACUCCACAAACUCAACCCGCUCAAUAGUCCAAUACGGACCAUAAUCGACCUUGACUCCUUUUUAAAUUGUUACAAAUACAAUUCAACACAACGAAACAAAACUAUUUUAGUGAUCCCCAAAAUCGAUCUUUUAACCCUCACCAAGUCACCAAUAAACUCUCCCCAAGUCUCACUAAAUUUCCUCUACCCCUACUUUUAAGUCUUUGAGUGUGUCCCAAAAAGUCUAAAACCCCAGUUUUUCUCUCUCUAAUCUCUAUACAAUGGUCUUACUCUUAAUACAGAAAUAGUCAAGCAUCAAAGUAUAUUAAGAGAAGGGAAUUCAAGAACACACCCAACAACUUACUUAUCUUUGUUUCUUCAAAUUCUUUCUUAUCUGCACUCUAUAAAGAUAUAAAGUAUACUCCUCAAAAGAAACCUCCUUUUUCCCAUUUACACUUCUGAUUUGAUUUAUAUGUGGUUAAUUAUCGAUUCGCCACAUAGCUAAACGAUGCGAAACGAGCUAUGGUUUGCACUGCCAAUGAUUUACUGGAGUGGAAGGAUUUCCCUAAAGGCCUUAGGAUCCUUCUCCUUGAUGAGGACACAAAUUCUGCUGCUGAGAUAAAAUCCAAGCUUGAGGAAAUGGAGUUCAUAGUUAUUGCAUUUUCUAGUGAGCAUGAAGCUUUAUCUGCAAUCUCAGGCAUAACCGAGAGCUUCCAUGUUGCCAUUGUAGAGGUGAGUAUACACAAUCGCGAUGGGAGAUGUAACUUUUUAGAAGCUGCAAAAGAUCUUCCUACAAUCAUGAUAUCAAAUGAGCAAUGCUUAAAUACCAUGAUGAAGUGUAUAGCGCUUGGUGCAGUUGAAUUCUUAAUAAAGCCACUAUCGGAAGAGAAACUCCGAAAUCUAUGGCAGCAUGUAGUUCAUAAGGCUUUUAAUACUAGUGAAAGGGCAAAGUCAGAAUCACUCAAGUCUGUUAAGGAGUUUGUUGGUUCAGUUCUGGAAAAUCAGCAACAAAGUAUAGCUACACAAACUCAAGUCGCCGAGGAACCAAUAAUAGAUACAGAAAUGGACCAAAAUGAUCAUGAUCAAUCAGCUGCUGGUGAUAAAUUUCCUGCUCCUUCAACUCCCCAAAUAAAACAAGGAGGAAGAUCAGUUGAUGAUGGAGACUCUCAAGAUCAAAUGGCCAACAACUCCCCUGUCAAAGAGGGUGGGGAAUUUGACGGGGAAAACAAAUCUGUCGAUAAUACUAAUAAUGGCAACUCAUUUGCCACAAUGGAGGUGGAUCCACCCCAGCCAACAUCUGUGGCAUCUAUCAAAGAGGAGGACCGUAGUGAUGGAUCUAGGGAGUCGGAUAAAUCCAUACCUAAGAGCCAUGAAAAUGAGGAUACUACUUAUGUUGGUCCCGAUAGUGGAAACUUGAAUAAGGAUUCUAAAAAUACACGUGGAACAAAGGGUAGCCGGAAAAAGAUUAAGGUAGAUUGGACUCCUGAUCUGCAUAAAAAAUUUGUGCAAGCAGUGGAGCAACUUGGUGUUGAUCAAGCCAUCCCUUCUCGAAUCCUAGAGUUGAUGAAAGUGGACGGAUUGACUAGACAUAAUAUAGCUAGUCAUCUCCAGAAAUAUAGAAUGCACAGAAGACACAUUUUGCCUAAGCAAGAAGAACGAAGGUGGCCGCACCCUAGAGAUUCAAUACAAAGGAAUUACUACCCCCACAGACCAGUGAUGGCAUAUCCUCCCUAUCACACCAAUCACAACUUUGCAUCCGGGCAAGUCUACCCCAUUUGGGGACAACAGGGUUGUCAGCCUCCUAGUUAUCCAAUGUGGGGGCCCCCGAGUUAUCACUGGCAGCCCGCUGAAAACUGGCCUUGGAAGCCGCCCUACCCUGCGAUGCAUGCCGAUGCAUGGGGCUGCCCCGUGUACCAACCACCUCCAUGCCCAUCCUCGGCCUUCCCUCAACAAGCACAAGGGACAUAUGGAUUUCACAGUAGUCCUCAUGAGAGCUAUGGGAAGAAUUGUUCUGAUAUUAAUCCGAAAGACGAGGUAAUCGACAAGGUGGUUAAGGAGGCGAUAAGCAAGCCGUGGUUGCCACUACCAAUAGGGCUAAAGCCACCUUCAACUGAUAGUGUACUAGCUGAACUCUCUAGGCAAGGAAUUUCAAUCAUACCUCCCCACAUCAACGGGCACCAUCCAUGCUGACUUGGCAUAUUAAUGCAAGAAGGGCCCAUAUAAGGAGGAUCUGAUGCUGUCAAACAGAAUAGCACAGUUGACAAGUGUCAUGGUCCCCUUAGUCGCCGAUUUUUUCCUAAUCGAUCGAUUGAGGUUCGACCACGUAUGCAACCUUAGAACCACAGAGAUGUUAAUGGCUGUAAAUAGAGCUGACAUGAAUUUGAGUUGAUGAUAUUGGAGUGGUGGGUAGGUCAUGGAAAAAAAUUAUAUGAUCAGAUUGAUCAUAAUGGAAAAAGAAAUUAAAGGGGUGGUGAGUGUGAGUGUGAGUGUGAGUGUGAAUGUGAUGGGUGCAUCAUUGUUUCAAUGUUUGUUGUUUCUUGUUGGUGGGAUGAAAAAGGGUCCUACAGAUCUGAUGGAGUGUACUAUUUUCUGAAGGAAUUGUCCCUUAAUUUGUAGGACUAGUGAUAAAAAAAUUUCCCAUUAUAAAAACUUUUUACCACAGUAAUAAUAAUAAAAGGUCGAUAGCUUUUGAAGAUUGCUCAUGUCUUCUUAGAUCUGUUAUUCAUGUGCUUCA
Chenopodium quinoa (quinoa) is the source of this 2750-nucleotide messenger RNA. Its product is annotated as two-component response regulator-like APRR2. Gene Ontology annotation, biological process: positive regulation of DNA-templated transcription; phosphorelay signal transduction system. Lineage: Eukaryota; Viridiplantae; Streptophyta; Magnoliopsida; Caryophyllales; Amaranthaceae. Gene Ontology annotation, molecular function: DNA-binding transcription factor activity; transcription cis-regulatory region binding. The record is from RefSeq and is a predicted model, not a curated record. The transcript is spliced from 12 exons. Gene Ontology annotation, cellular component: nucleus. Bases 539 to 2206 code for a protein of 555 amino acids.